This is a messenger RNA of Hypanus sabinus (Atlantic stingray), 843 nucleotides long. It is a transcript of the gene ptges, whose product is annotated as prostaglandin E synthase. Gene Ontology annotation, biological process: prostaglandin biosynthetic process. Lineage: Eukaryota; Metazoa; Chordata; Chondrichthyes; Myliobatiformes; Dasyatidae. Gene Ontology annotation, molecular function: prostaglandin-E synthase activity. Bases 116 to 553 code for a protein of 145 amino acids. The transcript is spliced from 3 exons. The record is from RefSeq and is a predicted model, not a curated record. Gene Ontology annotation, cellular component: membrane.
GAAUUGUCGUCGCUGUUAACGAAGCGAUGCUAACGGCAAGUGCGCAGGCCCUGGUUACAGAGUCGGCGUGAGCACCUCCGUGCACACAGGGUGUCGCUCAGUCUCUGGCGAAGUUAUGGACCGUACUGUGUUCUCGUGGUUUACCUUCUACGGCACCCUUCUCAUCUUGAAGAUGUACUCUGUGGCUAUCAUCACCGGGCAAUUGCGUCUCCGCCGGAAGGCCUUUGCCAACCCAGAAGAUGCACUGAAACAUGGCGGUUUGGAUUUUCAUCGAACUGAUCCUGAUGUUGAACGGGCCCGAAGAACGCAUCGCAAUGAUAUGGAAAACAUCUUCCCUUUCUUGUUCCUUGGUGCUGUCUACUCGCUGAUGGAGCCCAACCUCUAUGUUGCCCACAUCCAUUUUCUGGUCUUCUUCACGGCUCGUGUGGUCCAUAGCAUUGCCUACCUGUGUGCUUUGAAAGCUCCAACCCGUUCACUAGCUUAUACCAUUGGACAGAUUCCCUGCGUAUCCAUUGCUCUGCAGAUACUUGUCAACAUCGUGGCACAUUUGUAGACCCAGCCUAAAGACAUUGCAGCCCAUUGGUUGACCCAACCUGAAGACAGUACCAUUGGGCAUAUUAUUGCUAGAGAUCGAUUGGAACCAAGACUGGAAAAGCAUAUAAUUAUGAUGCUGCUUGCACUUUAUAGACUUGGGUGCAGUUAUGCUGCAAAGUUUUGCUUCAGUAUAUAUGCAAAGAUGUUAAAGUGAAAUACUGCUUUACUUGACCAUGUUUAUCUGCGAGAUUGCCAACAACUGCUACAAAAGUAAAAAAUCAUUCGCAAACUAUUUAAAGUUUGUUUUCU